Molecule: messenger RNA, 869 nt
Organism: Drosophila arizonae
Lineage: Eukaryota; Metazoa; Arthropoda; Insecta; Diptera; Drosophilidae
Gene: Nup75
Product: nuclear pore complex protein Nup75
Biological process (GO): protein import into nucleus; mRNA export from nucleus; positive regulation of DNA-templated transcription
Cellular component (GO): nuclear pore outer ring
Molecular function (GO): structural constituent of nuclear pore
Source: RefSeq, a predicted model, not a curated record
ACCAACACUGGCUCAUGUGCCGCAUAUAAAAUCGCGCUCGUUUGCUUGUUUUCUUAAAAUUUUAAUAUUAAUUGUUUACAAUGACUGAGGAUACCGUACCGCAUUUCGAAAUUGGCGACACACUUGCCAUGCGCUGCGGCAAUACGCUAACCGCAAGUUUUGUGCCAGGCGGCUCCAAAUUAGCGCUGAGUGCCUAUCGGCCAGUCAAAUGGAGCACACCCGACGCGCCGAGUGAAUCGGCUGGCGAGGAACCGGUGCUGAUUUAUAUGGCACAAGAAACGACGCUUUAUACUGAGCCUCUGCUUCGCAGUCUACUUGCUGAAACGAAUGCCACAUUUGCGACUCUACAAGUGUUAGGCCAGGGGUCGAAGGGAGACGCAAAAAAAACCGUAGAGUACAUAAAAAUUUCCAGAACCUAUCGCAGUAUAAUCCGUUGCUGUCUUGAGAAGCUGGAACACGCUAAGCAAUCGCCAGAGGUACAAGAGAAUGAGGCCAUCAAACAGCGCCACGCGGACGCAAUAUUGACUUUCUAUGCAAUCGAGUGUUUGUGGCAUCUGUUUGAAAUCCUCUACAUGCAGCAGCAGCACAAUCAGCUGAUUGUGACCCAACUGUUGGAGUGGACGCGCUUUCAUUAUCCCAACACGGAAGAYGCGGCUACUGAUCUGUUGCUCAUGGCCGAAGAGGCCAGCGAAUGCGAGAGCUAUUGGGACACAUUAAAAACGCUCAUAAUGCUCGGACAGCUGGACGUGACACGRGCCAUUCUCUCGCAGCAUCGCAAAUUCAAUCAGACUGCGUUUCAAACAGCCGAUCAGGUACUCAAGUCAAUGCCCGUUUAUCAGGAUGGCUAUGCAAUGCAAAAGUUUUGCUCC